AUGGGGCCGGGAAGGACAGCAUCAUUUACUCACUGUCUGCUGUGUGCCUGGGCCAUCGGAUUCAGGACAGCAAUGACGGGCAGGGCCAGAGUUCACGCCCGAGGCAGACGGCGGGACACACCACCCUCGGAGCCGGCUCCGCCCGAGGCAGCGAGGGGGCCCCCAACGCCUCGAGUGCCCGGAACCGAGCCUCCGCUGAGCUUCGCUGACUUAGUGAAACGAGGCACAGCGGCUCAGCAACCUCGUCAGAUCCAGCCUAGACUCCAGUCACUGACGGGUGUUAGACACGUGGCUGGGGCUGGGCCACCAGCAGGAGCAGAAGCGACGUCUCAGCCUUCAGAACUUCCACCGCCAUCUGGAUCACAGGGAUCCUUGCUGAGGACGAAGAGGGAUGUUGGUAGAGAUUAUCAAGACUUUGUGGUAAAUACUCGGCAGAAUUUGGUCCACGUUAGAGAGUCGACAAAAGGCACGCAAGGUAGCCCGGUAAUGCUAUUUUCGAAUCAUGUCCGGCUCAAGUCUUGCUCUCAGAAGCAUUUAUACAAGUACAACGUCAUCUACACACCAGACAUAGAGGAUGGAAGCAAACGGGAAGCUUUACUCUCUGAACUUGAAAAGUUCCUGGGAAAUCGUUGUAUAUACGAUGGAAAAUCUCUGCUGUUACCUCACUCGCUAGGGGAAACGAAAAAGGAAGUGGUCAGCAAGUUGAAAAAUGAACCUGUGACGAUAACCUUCGAGCUCUCCAGAGAACUCCAGACCACUUCUCCAGACUGCCUCCGCUAUUACAACAUUCUCUUUAGAAAAAUGUUGGAAAAGAUGGAUUUGAACCAAAUUGGUCGCAACUAUUACAAUAAAAAUAAGAAGACUGAGUUCAAUGAGUAUAGGUUGGAAAUAUGGCCUGGCUAUGUUACUUCUAUUCUUCCAUAUGAAAUCGGUCUUACUCUCUGUGCUGAUGUGAGCCAUAAACUGCUCCGAAUGGAAACUGCUUAUGAUUUAAUAUCACACACUCGUGAAAAAGCCAGAGGAGAAGAUGCCAAAGAGAAAAUUCUUAGAGAAUUAGUUGGGUCAUCUGUUCUUACAAAUCACAGGGUGUACAGCCUGGAGUUUUCGUUUUGGGAACAAGCUCCUUUUGAAGUUCCCAGAAGCUUAAAUGCCACUGAUGUUCGUUGUUCUGUUCAACAGCGGUAUGGUACAGUGGUCACUACCUUAAAUCAGCCACUUUUGAUCACCAAAGGCAAAUGGAAAAAGAGCCGGCAGGACACAUCUCAUCAGCCUAUCAUGCUGGUUCCUGAGCUAUGCCACCUGACAGGCUUAACGGAUGACAUGCGUAAAGACUACAGAAUGAUGAGAGACUUGUCUGCCCACACGAGGAUGGAUCCAGAUAGAAGGCAGCAUAAACUGCUAACAUUUAUGGAUGCUUUAAGAAAAAAUAAUACUGUGCAGAAGGAGCUUCGAGAUUGGAAUUUGGAACUCGAAGCGGGGUUUUUGUCCUUUUCUGGAAGAACCUUGCAAGAUGUAAGAAUUCACCAAGGAAGAAGGAUGUUUGACAACCAUAAAGCAGACUGGUCAAAAAACACAAGGGAGGUACCAUUACUUAGAGCAAUGUCACUGGAUCAUUGGCUAAUAGUCUAUACUAAGGGAAAUUAUGGAACAGCCCUGAACUUGCAGCAGAAUCUACAGAAAGUGACACCCAAAAUGGGCAUAACUGUUAGAAAUGCAAAACUGCUCGAAGCAGCUGAUACAGUCCAAUCUUACAUAAGAACCUUGGAAAAACACGCUUCACAAAAAACACAGAUGGUCCUUUGCCUGCUGCCCACCGACAACAAGGAAAUUUACGAUGGCAUAAAAAGAUAUCUGUGCAUCAAUUACCCAAUUCCAAGCCAGUGCGUGUUGAAACGGACCUUGGACAGACCUAAGACGCCAGUGACCAUAGCUACAAAAAUUGCUCUGCAGAUGAACUGCAAGCUGGGAGGUGCCCUCUGGAAGGUGGACAUAGGACUGCAGAAUGCAAUGUUCAUCGGUAUCGAUUGUUUCCACGAUAUUGAACAUCGACGGAAAUCAGUUGCGGGAUUUGUAGCAAGCAUCGAUCCAGACCUGACACGGUGGUUCUCUCAGUGUAUCAUCCAGCAGUCGGGGCAGGAGCUUGUCAAGGGGCUGACGACCUGCUUGUAUACUGCCCUGAAGCUCUGGUAUGAACAAAAUUCAUCUCUGCCACAUUCUAUCAUUGUGUAUCGAGAUGGAGUGGGAGACGGGCAGCUUCAAGCGCUGAUAGAUCAAGAAGUAAAACAGAUGGAGUCCUACUUAGAGAACGCUUACAGAGGACAAAAGGUCAGACUAACUUUCAUUGUGGUGAAGAAACGAAUAAAUACCAGAUUUUUUAUUGGAAAGGAUGGAGGGAGACUUAACAAUCCAUCUCCAGGAACAGUUAUUGACCUAAAGGUGACUAGGACAGAAUGGUACGAUUUUUUCAUUGUGAGUCAGUCUGUGCGGGAAGGGACCGGCACUGUCACUCCCACUCAUUAUAACGUCAUCCACGACACGCUUUACUUGAGCCCGGAUGCCAUACAGGGUCUCACUUACAAACUCUGCCACAUGUACUACAAUUUUUCGGGUAUCAUCCGAGUUCCUGCUCCUUGCCAUUAUGCCCAUAAGCUGGCUUACUUGGUGGGCCAGAGUCUUCAUCAACAACCACAUGAAUCUCUGUCAAAAUACCUCUUUUACCUUUAA
Rangifer tarandus platyrhynchus (Svalbard reindeer) is the source of this 2724-nucleotide messenger RNA. NCBI's taxonomy places the organism in Eukaryota, Metazoa, Chordata, Mammalia, Artiodactyla, Cervidae. The record is from the annotation of a GenBank genome assembly.